Gadus chalcogrammus (walleye pollock) is the source of this 3308-nucleotide messenger RNA. RefSeq names its product ornithine decarboxylase antizyme 2-like. Gene Ontology annotation, biological process: positive regulation of protein catabolic process. Lineage: Eukaryota; Metazoa; Chordata; Actinopteri; Gadiformes; Gadidae. Gene Ontology annotation, cellular component: nucleus; cytoplasm. The record is from RefSeq and is a predicted model, not a curated record. Gene Ontology annotation, molecular function: ornithine decarboxylase inhibitor activity.
UUCCGCCUCGACCGACGCAGACUUUUUUAAAGCUCCCGUCCUCUCUUGUCCGUGGACCAACAAAACAUCGUCUCCCAAAGCAGUAAUACCUCCUAGGUUAACUGAAUAGGUGGUUUUAAUUUACGGAUGGUGCACUUUUCCGUGGAGCUUCUAUUAAAUAGUCACUGUUUUGGUUUUCUACAAGGUCACCAAGUUUCAUUUUUCGACUAUAUCAUGCUGAACACAGAGGAGAGUUCGUCGCUGACAUGCCCCAGGCUGUCGGGCUCCAGUACCCAGGGUCCGGGGCCUCUGUGGUGCUCCGAUGCCCCUCACCCACAGCUAAAGAUCCCGGGUGGGCGAGGGACUGUCAGGGAUCACUCUCUGGGCGUGCUACUCCAUAAGGACACACGAUUGACCGUGACCCAGGCCGGUGGCCCGGCCAGCGGCGGCCCGGCGGUUUUCCACUUCCACUACCAGCUGAGCGAGCAGCACGCAGCCUGCUGGGACGCCAUCCUUCGUGGGGAGCGCCUCUUCAUCCAGAUCCCCCCGGGGCAUCUGGCCGAGGGCAGCAAGGAAGGGCUCACCGCUCUGCUAGAGUUCACAGAAGAGAAGCUCAAAGUCGGCUGUGUGUUCCUCUGGUUCCAUAAAAGCAGAGCUGACCGACUGGCCAUCAUCAGGACGUUCCACUACAUGGGCUUUGAGAUGGUGAAGCCGGGAGACCCCGUGGUACCGGCCCGUCCUGACCUUGUCUUCAUGGCCUACCCUCUGGAGGCCAGCAGCUCCGAUGAGGAGUGACCCCCCCUGGACGUCCCUGCAACCCCAUCUGUCCUCCCCCCCCCCUCAUCUUCAUGGCCUACCCACUGGAAUCCCCUGCCACCCCAUCUGUCGUCCCUCACCUCAUCCUCUGCCGAUGUUGCACUGCAACACUCCCCCCCUGGAUCCCUCCCUCUGGAUCCCUCUCUCCCUCUCGCCCAAACUAACCCAACAACAGGAACGGAAACGAACAGCAGAGUUCGAACACAUUCAGCUUCUUCUGCUGACUGUUUGAUGUUUCCCUCUGGUUGGCAGAAGGAACAGAUGUUAACAAGGGCCAACAGCCAUGGUAACAUCUGUCGGACAAUUUGGGUGAAGGUGGGAGAGAAACCACUGCAUAUCUCUCCUCUUUCAGGUCUUCCGAGGCUUUGGGUGGUCACCUUGUAGGCUCCACAUGGGCAUGCUAGAAAGACAGCAUGACGGGAGAUUUUAGUAGCACACAUUUAGCCGACAUUGUGUUUAAAAAGUAGUUUUGCAUUAAAACUAUACAAGUGUGAGUUUGAUGUGUCGAGUUUUCAUGUGAAUGUAAUCAAAUCGAUAUAUAUAUAUAUUUAAAUUAAUUGGUGAUCAUCCAUCUGGCCAUCAUUCCAGCUAGCAUCGCUCACUUGCGGUUUAAAAAAAUCUGUAUUUUUACGAUCUUUUUGGUUAGUACCGAAGACUAUGUUCCUGGCACAUCACGCAUACAUCGUAGACACCACAUAGGUGUUACGGCAAUGAGAAAACUUUUAACCCAAGAUGGGUUAUGCAUUUACAGGCUUCCACUGUCAGAGGAGCUGACACUGUCUAUUCCAACCAGUUUGUUGUUUGAACUAUCCCCUAGUUCAUACCUUUUAGUGAACUGUGCUGUAGGUGACCCUGCUGGAGGCGAAGGCCUGGUUGGAGGAGGGGGAGAGCGAGGGCUCUUUGUGCCUAAAGAGAGGAGUGCUAUAUGCUUUUAUACUCUUGAGUCUUAUUACUGUAGAUACUGUAGAUUACUGUUGAUUUUCCUGUGCACACCCAGCACCGUGGUAUAGAAAUCACCCUUGGCACCUUUAUCGUUUACACAAAGCUGUUCUUUUGUUUUCGUUUUCUCGAACAAAAAUAAAGCCAAAGACUUCAUUCUGUGUCUGCAAACACGGUCAAGUUUAUUUUGAACAUGGAUCUAAGAACCAAAAUAAGCAAUGUGGGGACAAAAAGCAAUAUUGAUAGAUCAUACCGUCUCUGUAUGUCAACUUAUAAGAGGGCAGAUAACCUACUUUGAGAAUCCUCCCUUUUCCUUUGUGUUGGGGUGUUCGGAUUUUGACCUAGUUUGCAUGUGCAUAGACCAGACGCCUCUAUACUGCUGAGUGGCCUGUGACUCAAAAGCUGUUAAACCAAUGUCAAUAUCUGAAUCUUUUCAAAACUGUAUUUAAUGUAAAUUUCUGUGUUUUUUGGGAGGGGUGGGGUCAGGCUGUCAUGGUUUACGGUUAAGAGUUAACCAUUUUAUGACACACAUGAAUAAUAUAGAUAGGCCUUCAUUUCUUCGUGUGGGAGAUAAAUAAAAUGCAUAUCUGAAUGAAGUCAUUUUCUUUCAAUAAAAUAGGCUUUUAUAAUAGAGCUCUGAAAAUUAUUUUGAAACUGGCCUGAUUUAUUCCAAAUACUCCAGUAAUCUGCAGUCUGUUCAACUCUAAAGUGACUACCAUGUUCUGCAGACCAAUGACGUGUAGUUUGCCCUACAGACAUAUCCGUCUAUUGAGAGCGGUUUGGAGCACUUAAACUACUUUAACAAAGUCACGUGUAGAUAGACGUUGCAAGAUUGAAAGAGACAGAGUUGGUCAGUAGGUAACACAUUAGUUUAAGCCUAUAUAGAAUGUGAUAUAUUUUCACAUUGAUUGAACAUAACUCCAUCUCAAGCAUGGGGAUGAUAGCCACUUCCUAGAUCAGGGUUAGGUUUAGGGUUAACAUCCUAUUUCCAGGAAUUCGCUGACGCUGCUUGCCAUCGUUUCUCGGUUUCGUUAGCCUAGCCUACUCCUACAAAUAAUUCUCUACCCAUACACCAAGACGGCUUUAUCAAGACGAAUCAGGUUAGGUAUUUGUAUUGGCUUGAGUUAGUUAUAAUUGAGUAGCCCAACUGUAUUCCCGAAAAAGGGGGCACAAUAAAAUGACCAUUGAUACUUAUGUCAAAAACAAUAUCACAUUAUUCACAAAUAAAAUAUACAUAUUAUUUACUCAAAUGUUCCGGAAAGUGUGCACUUCGAGGCUACAAAUCUUUUUUGGGAUCUCAUGACGAACAAGAACUUAACUUGGGCCAUAAGUAGGCCAAUACGAUGGUUAAGAGUCCAUCUCUUCUUCAAACAUAGCCCUGAACAUAUCUGCAUUAUUAAACCAGUACCAUUUUAGCUAUGGAAAAGCAGUGAUGACGAUAUCUUCAGGGUAACCCACUACAUGUGGUAACUAUAAAAGCAAUGUAAUAUCAUACAUUACAAUUCGUGGAUGUUUUUACCUAAGCACCUUCAAGUACGACAAAGAUCCCCGUGCUGUGCAUUCAUAUGGAGCAA